AUGGCAGAGGAGAGGCAAGAGCUCUGGGUUGCUUGGAAUGGCAGAGGAGAGGCAAGAGCUCUGGGUUACUUGGAAUGGCAGAGGAGAGGCAAGAGCUCUGGGUUACUUGGAAUGGCAGAGGAGAGGCAAGAGCUCUGGGUUACUUGGAAUGGCAGAGGAGAGGCAAGAGCUCUGGGUUACUUGGAAUGGCAGAGGAGAGGCAAGAGCUCUGGGUUGCUUGGAAUGGCAUUUUUUUUUUUUUUUUUUUUUCCCUCAUUCAAUUCCAUUACUAAUAAGGGUUCUUUGUUGUUCCAGCAAUUAACGCUAUUCUUGGAUGCUGGUCACAAUCUUCCAUUCCCCGAUGGCCUUCUCAUCAAUGGGCGAGGAUGGAACGGGUACACAUUCACUAUCGAUCAAGGUAAGACAUACAGGUUCAGGAUAUCAAAUGUGGGCCUUGCGACAUCCAUUAACUUUAGAAUACAAGGGCACACAAUGAAAUUAGUAGAGGUAGAAGGAUCGCAUACACUCCAGAAUGCUUACUCUUCCCUCGACAUCCAUUUGGGUCAAUCCCUUUCUGUCUUGAUCACUGCUGAUCAGCCUCCAAAGGAUUACUACAUUGUCGUUUCUUCGCGCUUCACCUCUCGAAUACUCACAACCACAGCCAUUCUCCACUACAGUAACUCAUUUACCCGUGUUUUUGGUCCUCCUCCUGGAGGGCCUACCACUCAGAUUGAUUGGUCCCUCAACCAGGCCAGAUCUAUAAGGUGGAAUCUCACUGCAAGUGGACCGCGUCCGAACCCACAAGGCUCAUACCAUUAUGGAAUGAUACAAACUUCCCGGACCAUCAUGCUUGCAAACUCUGCACCUUUUAUCAAUGGCAAGCAGAGGUAUGCUGUGAAUGGUGUCUCAUUCUUCCGUCCUGACACUCCGUUGAAACUCGCUGACUACUUCAAUAUUGGGGGAGUCUUCAAUCUGGGAAGCAUCCCUGACAGCCCCAACUGGGGAAACGGCUACCUUGCCACGUCUGUCAUGGCUGCUAAUUUCCGUGCUUUUGUUGAGAUUGUGUUCCAAAACUGGGAGGACACCGUACAGUCUUGGCACAUUGAUGGCUAUUCCUUCUUUGUUGUUGGGAUGGAUGGGGGGCAGUGGACGCCAGCAAGCAGAUCACGCUACAAUUUGAGAGACACAGUUGCCCGUUGCACGACUCAAGUUUAUCCCAAGUCAUGGACUGCAAUCUACAUUGCACUGGACAAUGUGGGAAUGUGGAACAUUAGGUCCGAGAACUGGGCAAGGCAAUACUUGGGCCAACAAUUCUAUCUGAGGGUAUACUCCCCUGCAAAUUCAUGGAGAGAUGAAUAUCCUAUCCCAAAGAAUGCUCUUCUUUGUGGUCGAGCAUCCGGUCGCCACACCCGACCUCUUUUAUCCCAAUAAGAGGGCAUAAUUUCUGUCACGAGAGGGUGACCGGGAUUUGUUGGGUUCAGACAGAGGGUUCUCUGCGGGAACAGGUUUAAUGCUCAACUCGAGCAACUGAGUCAUUAAUUUCUUCAUUCCUCAUUCCUCAUUCAAUUUUUUUUUUUCUUUCCCUUCUUAUAUCGUCAUUUAUUUUGUAAAACCUAGUCUAGUUUCAGAAUCCGAUGUGACUACUUGAUCCUUAUUUACCACGAAGAAAUUGAAUUAGUUGUUGCUACUUGUGUAGUGUUCUUGGCAAUCUGUCGUCUUGAAAGGCAUUGAUCUUCUGAAUCAAUGUGGUUAGUCAUGAAAACUCUGCUCAUUCCAAUAAUAGAGUUGAAGGUUCUAACCAGAAUGGUGUAAUUUGGUGUUCUAUCAUAUGCUGUAAAUUGUGCUUUUUGUUCCUAUAUACCUCUUCGGGAUGUAAUUUGCUUUU
Messenger RNA from Camellia sinensis, 1864 nucleotides. The record is from RefSeq and is a predicted model, not a curated record. NCBI's taxonomy places the organism in Eukaryota, Viridiplantae, Streptophyta, Magnoliopsida, Ericales, Theaceae.